Molecule: messenger RNA, 2727 nt
Organism: Harmonia axyridis
Lineage: Eukaryota; Metazoa; Arthropoda; Insecta; Coleoptera; Coccinellidae
Product: protein APCDD1-like
Exons: 4
Coding region: 364-1965 (533 amino acids)
Biological process (GO): negative regulation of Wnt signaling pathway
Cellular component (GO): plasma membrane
Molecular function (GO): Wnt-protein binding
Source: RefSeq, a predicted model, not a curated record
UGACAGGUAUCAGAAAAGUCAAUUCUGUUGUCAUACAUGGGUUUGGUCGAACAAAGAAAUGUUCAACCGUAAAAUAUGUUGGACCCCAACAAAUGCAUAGAAAUGGGAAUAUUUUUUUACGUUCUAAAGAAUCCUCCGUCUCUAUUCCACCUAUGGCGUAACAAGAAAAGGGUCCGAUCGUUCAUCAACUAGCUGUCAAAGUCAGGGGACCCCCGCAGACUUGACAUGUUAAAGAGGUUUCGGAGAACUUCCAGAGGUUCAACAGCGGGCCCUCCUCUGGAUCUGAAGAUCCCAGCAUUCGAGCCAAGUUAGCCGGACGGGCUGGUUGCUGAAGACUACUUGAUAUUCUAUUAGCAACGUGCUAUGCGCAUACGUUUUGACAGUCGCGAAAUGUUUUGUGAAAAAUUGUGUUUCUUAGUUUUGGUUUUGGCAGGAUUAGAAACGGCUCAGAGUUCAAGAUGUGAGCAAUUAGUGGCCUUGUCUACUUCAGAAGAUAAACAAACUGUAGUGGACACUAAUUUGGAAUUACUGGCAGGCACUUGGAUCUCUGAAGGAUGUGAAACACGCCCAGGGCCUGAAUAUGUCAUCCGACACUACCAAUUUGGAGAUAAAGGAAAUUUCACUCUUAUUCAGCAUCAUUAUUGGGACGAAAGCUGUUCUUCUCCGAAGCUCACAGUUACAGCAAACGGGCGUCUGACACUGAGAAAUUCCUUAAUUCAACCAGGGGCCAGUACCGGAUAUCCAAAACUUCGAAAUAUCACCAUCAUCCCUCAAGAUGUCAACGCAGCAAAGGAAUUGGAUAGACUGGUAGCAGCUAGAUGCCCAGGUCAGUACUGGAAGACUUGGAGACGUUACGAAGAACACCUGGUCUUCGAGAAUAAAAAUAUGGCUAGAAGAAAACCCUCUGCAUACUUGUCACCAAUCAACAACUACCACUCUGUAAACAGCCAGAGGAAUGUCCUCCACGCAUCCGGUCACAUAUCUUGCUUAGGCUCCCUCAAAUGGGCCUUUAACGAGAUCAAGCUCUUAAAAAUCCAACUGAGACCAAUCCCGAACAGCCGGAUCAAAAAAGUGAAGGAGAUGAAGAUGGAGCUCCUCCUUGGAGACAUCCACAGCAACGCACAUCUCAGAGAGGUUUACAACCCAACCAGUUUCCAACAGCCACUAGUGAAGCACGUAGAAAACGAGUUUGUUACCGUCAAUAAGCAUCCAUACUUGAUCAGGAACACGAACAGCAUCAUGUCGAACGUCUUUACCAACCCUAAGAACCCGCCUCAUCUGUUGGUCAAGCUGAAACUCCCCCCUUACAUUUGGGGCGAAUGGACAUCCACCAGGUGUGAGAUCAGGAACAUGGGGCUCUACUUGAAACGGCUGUUCUACUUCUACUCAGAAGACUCCACGUGGAUUGGUGAACAUAAGUUCUACGCUGAUCCUUUCUGCAGCGUUGUCAAGUUUUCGGUUACUGCUGCCGGUUACUUGGACAUCGCAGGGGAGAGCAAGAUCAUCCCGGGAUCCUACGAUAUCGACUUCAACAUAGAAAAGGCUAGCCUUACCGUUAUGGACCAGAGGAUGGUGAGCGAUAUGCACCUUACCAACACCUGUGGUCUUGACGAGUGGGUGGUUAACGUACCGAAGGAACUCAGCUCGACCAAAGGUUGUCCUCAGCUGGGAAUAGUCCUUCCGUCUGUUCUCCAGGACAUUGUGAAGAUCGAGAUGGAUUUCGUUGGGUCCUUAUUGCUUUUCUUGGGUCAGUCGGAUAGUGAUAACUUGCCUAGUUCGAUGAAAGAAAGGCCUACUGCGUUUCAGCCCCCUUUGAUGAAGUGUGGUGAUGUGGCUACUUAUUCUCAGGAGCUUAGGGAUAUUUUGUAUGAUGAUUUGGAGUUUAGUAGUGGUAAUUCCAGGUUCUUGCAUAUCCAACUGCUAGUUGUUGCGUUAUUAGUAACAGUUUUGAAUGUUUUGCGGUGAAAACUGAUAUAGAAUCGAAUUUUAUUGUGUAAAUAUUGAGUUAUCUGUGAUACUAGGUAGAUGAAUUUUGUACAAUUCUUUAAUUUAAUUCAGGUAGUUAAUCAGUUAUGACAAACUAUUCUUGUGGAUAGAAUUCCUUUGAAUUGAAAGCAUUUGGUGAAUAUCUUGAUGAAAAUCACCAACAUAUUUGAAGAAAACAUGAAUAUGAGGUUUAUCUCUCAGUUGGAAGUUGUCUCUAAGACCCAAUUUCCACUUUCUUAAAAUUAUAUGAAACAUUCAUUCUUCUACAAUCAUAUCAAGAAAGAUAUAUAUUUUCUCAUAAGAAAAAACAAAUUUGAAGAGAGACAACAUAUUAUUCUUUGUAACAUAAAAUUGGUGAAUUUCACAAAAUUGAUAAAUCCAAGGCAAGAGUGUUCCAAGUACCAACAUAUAAUAAUAAAAUAUAACCAUGAAUCGGUGUGAAACUAAGAUAAUCCCGCACAAUUUGGUUCUACCUACAAGGUAUGGCAGAAUUAACGGGAAAAUAAAUACUAUAAAAUUGUGUUGUCCAUAUAAAGCUGAGACUGUUAUAUUGAACAAAUAUUCUCAAUUUGACCUAUAAUAUAUUUUAUUACCGACAUUUUAUGGCCGAUAUGUUUUGGGUGGGACAGUCUGUAUAUUAAAUAUAGAAACCAGUGAUAGAAAAAUUUGUGAAUAUUGUAUAUAUUAGACUGUAAGAACUUUUAUUUAUUACUUCCCAAUAAAUACAAAAGUUGAAUAUUA